CUCAGGAAGAAAGCAGAGGAUUUAGAGUCCUGGUGAGCUAGCUAGCGCCUUGGCAAGCCCCAGACGCUGGGAUAGGAAGGAGGUCUGUGCUACAACAGGUUAAUAAAAAGGUCCCCGAGUUGCUCCAGAGGCGGUGAUGCUUUAACACAACCGGUUGAAGACUCUACAGCAUCAUGUCUUCCUUUCACAGGAACAGCAGCUUUGAGGGACAUGCUGACUACUCUGGCUAUUCAGGGUCUCAGGAUCAUCUAGAAUUUCCAGGUUCUCUGGACAAUCCAGGCUUCCACCGUCCCAGGAACAACCCAUAUUCUUCCGGCUCUAGAACAAAUCCAGACUACCCCAGCUCUCUAGUGGAAGCAGAUUAUCCCGGAUCUCUAAGUAACACAGACUAUCACAGCACCAGGAGUCCUUCAUUCUCUGCACAUUCCAGAACAAGGCCAGACUAUCAGGAGUCUUUUCCUAAGCCAGACUAUGAUGACUUCCAGAGCAAUCCCUACCGCACAGGCUCAUCCCCAGAGGCUCACUACCCCAGCUCUCAGCACCAUCCUGGUUUUUCAGGAGUCAGAAGCAGCAUGAACUAUGCAAGUUCCAGAACCAAUCUAGGUUAUUCGGGAUCCUGGGAAGAACCAGACUACCCUGAAGCUCAGAGCAACUCUGGCCAUCCUGGCCCCAGAGCCAAUUCCAACCUGCCAGGCUCCAGAAGAGAUGUAGGUUAUGCUGGUUCCAGAAUCAAUUCUUACCGAGACACCUUGGAGGAACCCGAUUACCCAGGUGCUGAGAAUCAACCAAACUCUCCCCGCUUUUAUGGAGAACCAGACUAUCCUGGUGCUGAGAACUCAAAGAAUGCUCCAGACUUUUGGGGAGAACCUGAUUAUCCAGGUGCUGAGGAAGAUGAUGGUUAUGGCUCUUCCAAACUGGGAGUCAUCAGGAGGAAGAAUGGCCCCUUGGGCAUGCUAGGGAGAGAGAUUGAAGACUACCCUGAAGGCAUUGAAAUGGCAUCCAUGGCGAUGGCAGGUCCACAGGACCACUCUCCUAGAAAUGGCUAUGUGAAUUCUGCUUAUGAGAGAGGAAGUAGCCCUGCCUGUGCAGAUGGAAACCUGCUGCUAUGUGAGCGUGAUUGGUACACAUCACCCCAAGGACAAAAACUAAUUGCGUCCCUGGUUCCCAUGACAUCCAGAGACAGAAUCAAAACCAUCAGGAACCAGCCGAGGACCAUGAAAGAGAAGAGAGAGCUUAGAAAAAUAGUUGACAAAGAAAAGAGUAAACAGCGCCAUGGCGCCCUAGAGGCCAACUGCUGUGCUCAGUGUCUGAACUCCCUUUCGCUGGCUUCCCGCAGAACCAAGAGCAACCUUUCAGAGCUUCUCAAUUAUGUCAGCUUGUGGCAGAAGACGUUCAAGGUCAUCGGAGGCAAGUUCGGGACCAGCGUCCUGUCCUAUUUCAGCUUCCUGAGGUGGCUUUUGAGGUUCAACAUCUUCUCCUUCGUCAUGACCUUCAGCUUUGUCAUCAUCCCGCAAUUCACCGUGGCCGAGAGGAACACCCUCCAGUUCACGGGGCUGGAGUUUUUCACGGGGGCGGGUUAUUUUAGGGACACAGUGAUGUACUAUGGGUUUUACACCAACUCCACGAUCCGGCAUGGGACGGGCGGACCGUCCUACAACAUGCAGCUGGCCUACAUCUUCACAAUCGGAGCCUGCCUGGUCAUCUGCUUCUUCAGUCUGCUCUUCAGCAUGGCCAAGUACUUCCGGAACAACUUCAUCAACCCCCAUAUAUACUCCAGGGGGAUCGCCAAGCUUGUCUUCUGCUGGGACUUCACUGUCACCCAUGACAAAGCUGUGAAGCUAAAACAGAAGAAUCUGAGCACCGAGAUCAGGGAGAACCUGUCUGAGAUCCGCCAGGAGAACGACAGACUCACACUCCACCAGCAGCUGACCCGCUUUUCUGCUCACAUAGCCGCCUGGCUGGUCUCUACUGGAGUGGCUGCAGCCUGCUGUGCCGCUGUGUACUAUUUGGCUGAGUAUAACUCUGAGUUCUUGAAGACGCACAGGAACCCUGGGGCAGUGCUGUUAUUACCGUUUGUUGUGUCCUGCAUCAACCUGGCUGUGCCUCGCUUCUACUCCAUGUUCCGCCUGGUGGAGAGGUACGAGGUACCAAGACAGGAAGUCUACGUCCUCCUGAUCCGAAACAUCCUUCUGAAGAUCUCCAUCGUUGGAAUUCUUUGUUACUACUGGCUCAACAUCGUGGCCCUGUCUGGUGAAGAGUGCUGGGAGACGCUCAUUGGCCAGGACAUCUACCGCCUUCUUCUCAUGGACUUCGUGUUCUCAUUGGCCGAUUCCUUACUGGGGGAGUUUCUGAGGAGGUUCAUUGGGAUGAAAUUCAUCACAAGUCUCAGCUUACAGGAGUUUGACAUUGCCAGGAAUGUUCUAGAACUGAUCUAUGCACAGACUCUGACCUGGCUUGGAAUUUUCUUCUGCCCUCUGCUGCCUUUUAUCCAAAUGAUCACUCUCUUCAUUAUGUUCUAUGUCAAAAAUAUCAGCCUGAUGAUGAACUUCCAACCUCCAAGCAAGGCCUGGCGGGCCUCCCAGAUGAUAACGUUCUUCAUCUUCUUGCUCUUCUUCCCAUCCUUCACAGGCGUGUUGUGCACCCUGGCCAUCACCAUCUGGAGGUUGAAACCUUCAGCUGACUGUGGCCCCUUCCGAGGCCUGCCUUCCUUCAUUCAGUCCAUCUACAGCUGGAUCGACACCCUGAGCAGAAGGUCUGGCUACCUGUGGGUCGUCUGGAUCUACCAGAACCUCAUUGGAAGUGUGCACUUCUUCUUCAUCCUCACCCUCAUCGUGCUAAUCAUCACCUAUCUCUACUGGCAGAUCACAGAGGGGAGGAAGAUCAUGAUCCGGCUGCUCCAUGAACAGAUCAUUAACGAGGGCAAAGAUAAGAUGUUCCUGAUAGAAAAGUUGACCAAGCUACAGGAUAUGGAGAAGAGAGCCAACCCCAAUGCACUUAUCCUGGAAAGGAGAGAGGUGGAGCAACAAAGCCCUUUGCAUGUGGAGGAACUCAAUGCUGCUCCUGACCUGCGGUUGAGACGAUCAGCGCAAGAUGAGAAUCUGGAAGUCUGAUGACCGUUGAGUGCUGUGGCAGCCGAUGCCGGUCAAAAGGGGGAAAGAAGAUAAAAAAUGAGACAACCUCCAUGACAGCUGGGCCUCGGGAGCUUCCCAGGGGUGGAAUCCAAGCCCGAGGCCAAGAGGAACCUCACCCACCAUGCAAAUGGCUCUGUGAAAGAGGGCACACUUUACUUCUCUUCCAACCCAGAUUGCUGAUUUUUUCCAAAACAAAGUACUUGGAAUUUUCCAAUUAAAACUGUUAAAACAUUGGAAUUAUCCCACAAAUAGCUGGGAAGAGGGAACCUGGAAAUGUUGCAUUUUAUCUUUAAUUUUAAACUAUUUAAUUUUAAAAUAUAUGUCUGCAUGAUGGAUCCUUUAAGAAUCUCUCUUCCCAGACCUGGCAAUGGUUUAGAAACUGGUGCUAAGAAAAGUUGUCCAUAAUGAAUAAAAAUGUGAUCCUUAA
Molecule: messenger RNA, 3558 nt
Organism: Peromyscus leucopus (white-footed mouse)
Lineage: Eukaryota; Metazoa; Chordata; Mammalia; Rodentia; Cricetidae
Gene: Tmc5
Product: transmembrane channel like 5
Exons: 21
Coding region: 174-3110 (978 amino acids)
Cellular component (GO): plasma membrane
Molecular function (GO): mechanosensitive monoatomic ion channel activity
Source: RefSeq, a predicted model, not a curated record